AUUUUUAGGAGAUAGAAAUACAAAAAAUAAAUAGAUACUCAUGGUUCAUUGCAUCUGUAUUUAACAAAUUAUAUACCAAGUGCCAUAUAAUCUGCAAUUUAUAUUUAUAACUAAUACCAUGGCUUCAUCAGAACAAUUGGCUAUUAUUCAAUCCAAAUUUAUUUCUGGUGAAAUAGUAGUGAUUGCAAUGGAAGCGUCUUUAAUGCAAGGAUGGGUAAAAGCAACACGUGUAAUAGCCUUAGUUAAUAAAGGAGCAACAUAUGCUCUAGUAGUAUUUCUUAUAUCUAGAACACCUCCACAAGUGUAUAGUGAUUUAACUAUAGAAAGAGUACUACCUAUUGAUCAGGAUUUUAAGUGUGAUAUAGAUACAGGUGGAAAGCAACAAGAAGGUUUAUAUGUAUAUUUGAAUAUAGCAUUUAGAAAGCUUCGUUUGAUAUUCGAAAUGAAACGUGGUACAUCAACAAGUUCUUUAGUCUCUGAAAUAUUUCGUGCUAUAGAAGUUUACCAAAAAUCAAAAAUUUCACCAGCAGAAUACUUAUGGAUAAAAAAAUUAACAGGAUAUAUGAGUAAUUUAGAUAGUACUAGUAAUGAAACUCAAAAUGUGAUUGAUCCUCUUGUAGAAUUAGAAAGUCCUGAUUUAGUUGUAUCCAGACAAACCAUAGCAUCUGGAAAAUCACCAGUUGCUGCAAGGGAAUCUGUAGUGCGUUACCAGAUGGCAUGUAAAGAAGAUGAUUAUACAUACAGCAAGACUUUUCGUAUAUUUAUAGGAACAUGGAAUGUGAAUGGACAACCGCCAAAUGGAAUUAAAUUAGAAGAAUGGUUAAGUAGUGAUCAAAUACCUCCUGAUGUAUAUGCUAUUGGAUUUCAAGAAUUAGAUUUAAGUAAAGAAGCAUUUUUAUUUAAUGAUACACCACGAGAAGAAGAAUGGAGGAUAGUUGUAACAAAAUCUCUUCAUCCUAAAGGUACUUAUUGUCCAGUUGCUGUUGUAAGACUAGUAGGCAUGAUGUUGCUUGUAUUUGCUCAAAAAGUACAUAUGCCAUAUAUACAAAACGUUUGUACUGACACAGUGGGUACAGGAAUUAUGGGUAAACUGGGAAACAAAGGUGGUGUAGCAGUAAGCUGUUCAAUUCAUAAUACAUCUAUUUGCUUUGUUAAUGCGCAUUUAGCAGCUCAUUGUGAAGAAUAUGAACGGCGAAAUCAAGAUUAUGCAGAUAUAUGUGCAAGGCUCUCUUUUUCAAAAUAUGUGCCACCUAAAAGCUUUAAAGAGCAUGAUCAAAUUUAUUGGUUGGGAGAUCUUAAUUAUCGGAUAACAGAAAUGGAUGCAACAAUAGCUAAGCACUAUAUUCUUAUAGGAUAUUAUGCUCCUAUUUUAGCAUUGGAUCAAUUAGGUCAACAAAGACGACUAGGUCGUGUAUUUCAAGAAUUUCAAGAAGCUGAGAUAAAAUUCAAACCGACCUAUAAGUAUGAUCCGGGUACAGACAAUUGGGAUUCCAGUGAAAAGGGUAGAGCACCAGCUUGGUGUGAUCGAAUUUUAUGGAAGGGUGAAGCUAUUACGGCACUAGAAUAUAGAAGUCAUGCUGAAUUAAAAAUAUCUGAUCAUAAACCAGUCAGUGCUGUUUUUGAUUCACAAAUCAGAAUUAUUGAUGUGGUAAAAUAUCGUAAGACCCAUGAAGAAGUUAUGAAGAAAUUAGAUAAACUAGAAAAUGAAUUUUUACCCCAAGUAAUGGUUGAUACAACUGAAGUAAUCUUCGAUACUUUAAAGUUUCUUGAACCUAGUAGUAAAGAUCUCAUUAUAGCUAAUACAGGACAAGUGCCAGUUCAAUUUGAAUUCAUAAAAAAAUUAGAUGAUACCAGUUAUUGUAAAGACUGGUUGCAUAUAGAGCCCUAUACAGGUUUUAUAAAACCAGGUGAAAAGUGUGAUAUUAAAUUAGAAAUAUACGUUGAUAAGAAGUCAGCAUGCAAACUAAAUUCUGGAGAAGACAAAUUAUAUGAUAUAUUAGUUUUACAUCUUGAAGGAGGCAAAGAUAUUUUUAUAACAGUUACAGGUACUUAUGAGAGAAGUUGUUUUGGAUCAUCAAUGGAAGCAUUAGUUCACAUUCCAAUACCAAUAGGAGAAGUUACAGCCGGUCGAUUGGUAGAAUUAGAAAAUAAUAAAAAUUUAUCGCUAGAACCGUAUGCAAUACCAAAAGAAAUAUUUCAAUUAGUUGAUAUACUAUAUCGUCAUGGUAUAAAAACUCCUGGCCUCUUUGAAACACCUGGUCUUCAUAGUGAAAUUAUUGCUAUAAGAGACUGGUUGGAUAAUGGAAGUCAAGAAUCUAUGCCUGGUAGCGUACAUUCUGUAGCAGAGGCAUUACUUUUGCUACUAGAAUCGACGGCGGAACCUUUGAUACCAUAUAAUCUACAUAGUGUUUGCUUAACAGCAGCGACGAGCUAUUUACAAUGCAAACAAAUUGUUAUGCAACUUUCUGAAACCAGGAGAAGCGUGUUUUUGUAUAUUAUUUUUUUCUUACAAGAGCUUCUAAACCACACUCAAGACAAUGAAUUGGAUGCUAAAACUCUUGCAACUUUGUUUGGAUCAAUCUUUUUACGAGAUCCACCAAGAAGCAGAGAAGACCGACUACAAAGAAGUCGUGCAACACAAGCUACAUUUGAUAGAAAAAAAGCUGCAUUUGUCUAUCAUUUUCUAGUGAAUGAUCAAAGUGACAUCGUUCUUGGCCGAUAGUAUAAAAAUGGUUUAUGUAAUUCUACGUAGCGUACAUUAAUAUGCUUGUAUGGAUCACUACAAUGUGUUUGCCUAUUAAUAUUUUAUAUAUUUAUAACAUAAAUUAUGUAUAGAAUUAAGGACGGAUAGAUGAUAUAGAAAUGACCAGAAAGUAUUAUUUUUUACUUUACAGUUUUAAGUAUUUUGGCAAUAUUAUGAGUACUCAAUAGGUUUUUUUUUUUUCACAAAGUUCUUGUGAGAGUUAGAUUAUUCUACUAUGGUAGCAUAAUCCACUUUCCAUGUGCUUAUAUGUUUAGUAAACAGGUUAAACAAUAUUAGUUUAGUGCAUACCUAUACAUAAAUAUUGUAUAUUAAGUAUGUACUCAAUUAUCUAGUCACUAUAAUUUAUAAUAAACUUUUCAUUAAAAUAUAUUUCAGAUUUUUAA
This is a messenger RNA of Vespula pensylvanica (western yellowjacket), 3147 nucleotides long. RefSeq names its product inositol polyphosphate 5-phosphatase OCRL (gene Ocrl). Gene Ontology annotation, biological process: signal transduction; phosphatidylinositol dephosphorylation. Gene Ontology annotation, cellular component: membrane. NCBI's taxonomy places the organism in Eukaryota, Metazoa, Arthropoda, Insecta, Hymenoptera, Vespidae. The record is from RefSeq and is a predicted model, not a curated record. Gene Ontology annotation, molecular function: phosphatidylinositol-4,5-bisphosphate 5-phosphatase activity; inositol phosphate phosphatase activity. Bases 119 to 2722 code for a protein of 867 amino acids. The transcript is spliced from 17 exons.